GGUUGAUGUCAGGUUCAGGACAGGUGGGAGCUCCGGUUAAACGAACCGCUGUUGUUCUCCAUACAAAGACGGCGAGAGGCGGAGAAACACUUUAAAUUCACAGUAAAUUUAGAGCAUGAACUCUCCGCCGUGAAUUCAGACGUUAUCCGCGAAAUAAAAGUUUUUAAUUAUGAGCGGUUUUGUGUGAAAAAUGUCCGACCGAAGACAGAAAAAUUCAACAGAAACUGCGCAGUCAUAGUUUAAUGGGAGCGGUGACCUGAGCAGUGAGAUGGAAAAGGUGAUUAAAUAAACAUCAGCACCGUGACUCAAACAGCUGCAGAUCGGCUGAUUUUUCUCCAGCAGAGAAUCGUCAGUGGAUCACGGAUCAAACGAUUCAUAGAUCAGUUAUCGGCUCGGUGAGGGGAAAAAAUAUAUGCCAGCUGACGACAAGGUUGCCAUCCUGACGGACGACGAGGAGGAGCAGAAGAGGAAGUAUGUGUUGGCCGAGCGGUGCGACGCCCUGUCGGAGGAGCGGCAGGCGGGCGUGUCCGCCACGCCUGUGCCCACCUCAUACGAGCCCCCCCAAGAGACCCCGGCCUCGCAGCCCGACUCCAUCGGCUGCUGCAAGAGGAUGUGCCUCCGCAUCAACAGCCACCUCCUCAUCUCCAAAGUUUUCUACUUCUUCUUCUACGCCGCCUACGGCUCGCUGCACCCCCUGCUGGCCGUGUACUACAAGCAGCUCGGCAUGUCAGCCAGCCGCAGCGGGUUGCUCGUCGGCAUCCGCUACUUCAUCGAGUUCUGCAGCGCCCCCUUUUGGGGCGUGGUGGCGGACCGCUUCAAGAAGGGGAAGGCUGUCCUGCUGUUCUCGGUGCUCUGCUGGUUGGUGUUCAACUGCGGCAUCGGCUUCGUCAAACCAGCUGAGAUGAAAUGCGAGGAAAAAGGUGCUGCUCCCGUGACGCCGGAGACGCCUGCGAGGCCGACCCUCCCUCACGGUAACGUCACGCAUCCGGGCAACUCCACCAACAACAACAACAGCAGCGGACGCCGGAGCUUAUUAGACCUCGCUGAACUCCUGGACUUCGGCCUGCUCCACAGGCAGGAACGAAGCGUCCACGCCAGCGUGACGUCGCCCCCCUCCAAGCCGGCCAGCACCACCCAGCUCACACCAAAUAGCACCCUGCGCACCACAGCCGCCACCUCUCAGGCUCCGGCCAAGGCCAAGGAGUACCAGAUCAUCUACAACGAGGACCAGGUGGAGACCAUCUUCCUGCUCAUCCUGCUCGUCAUCAUCGUGGGCGAGUUCUUCAGCGCCCCGGCCGUCACCAUCGUGGAUACCGUCACCCUGCAGUACCUGGGUAAAGCCCGGGACCGCUACGGCCUGCAGAGGAUGUGGGGCUCUCUGGGUUGGGGUCUGGCCAUGCUGCUGGUGGGCAUCUGGAUCGACCACACACACGUCACCGUCGUGAUCGACGGUAUUGGCUGCAUCCUGCCCGACUACCGCCUACACAACUACCAGAUCGCCUUCAUCGUCUUCGGCGUGCUGAUGGGCGUGGCGUUCGUCGUUGCCACUCAGUUCUACUUUGAAAAGGCUGGCGACUACGGGCAGGCGCUUCCAGAGGGGGCGGCGGAGCAGACGGACGGCGCGAGGUCGAUACCGGAGUCCGGCUCCUCGGACCAGACUCCCAUCAGCCCCGCUCAGGAGUUCCACUACAGCGAUCUCCUGAGGCUCCUCUGCAGCGUGCGCUACAGCUCCGUGCUCUUCGUCGCCUGGUUCAUGGGCUUCGGCUACGGCUUCAUCUUCAGCUUCCUCUACUGGCACCUGGAGGACCUGAAGGGGACGACCACGCUGUUCGGCGUCUGCUCCGUCCUGAGCCACGUCUCCGAGCUCGCCGCUUACUUCACCAGCCACAAGUUCAUCGAGCUGGUCGGACACGUCAGAGUGCUGUACAUCGGCCUGGCCUGCAACACAGCUCGUUACCUGUACAUCUCCUACCUGCAGAACGCCUGGACCGUCCUGCCCAUGGAGGUCCUUCAAGGUGUCACCCACGCCUCAGUUUGGGCAGCAUGUAUCUCCUACCUGAGCGCCGCGGUCCCCCCUGCGCUGAGGACGUCGGCGCAGGGAAUCCUGCAGGGCCUUCACCUGGGUCUGGGCCGCGGCUGUGGAGCCAUGGUGGGAGGAGUCUUCGUCAGUUACUUCGGUGCUGCAGCGACGUUCAGAGGCAUCGGCAUGGCCUCGCUCGUCAUCCUCCUCAUCUUCUCCUUCAUCCAGUGUUUGACCGGAGAGACUGAGGAGAAAGAGGACAAAAUGUUGGCAGAGAACAUCCCGGUCCCCUCCAGCCCGGUUCCCAUCGCCACCAUCGACCUGGUGCAGAGCCAGAGCGCCGGCGGUAACCCGGCCUCGGGCCACCAGGCCGCCGCCUUACCCGUCAAGAAGACCAAGCACCAGGAGGAUCAGGAGGACGUUACCCGGCCGGCCUGGGUGCUCUCCGGAGCCCCCUGGGUCACCAUCGCCUUCGCCAUCGUCCAGAUCAAAGAAAUGAUGAACGCGGCGAGGAGAGGCGGACCGCCACCAGAGACCCACCCACUGCAGGUAACUAAUGAGCGCGUGCCGGCCGAGGCCGAGGCGGCGGCGGCGGCGGCGGCGGCGGCGGCUGCGGCAGCAUCGCACAGAAAUUCAACGGAUGAUGGUACAGGUCUGCCGCCCACGCAACCAAACACCGCCCACCCCAGCAGAGACCUAACGCACCCACCCUCAGACAGAGGAAAGCCUGAGGAAAACCCAGCCUUCACAGCAGAAAACAAAGACUGACUUUCUGUUUAGAAACUAUUUAAUUUACACACACUGAGCUUUAAACUCAAUGUGGUUUAUUACUGUAAAAAUAUCCACCUUAACGAGUCACUUGGUCUCAAAUUCAGUCCUAAAAUCAGAGUAAAACUCCGCUGCUGAAAUAUUGUAACACAAGAAUUAAUUUGUUGAGGUUUUUCUUUUGUUCCUUUUCUUUUCUGAAAUGGUUUUAAGACGGAUAAGACUUGUUUUAAUGGUUCGUUUUUUGCAGCGGGGAGCGUGGUUCGAGUCUUUGGGUGAAAAAGGAGGCGCGUUCGGCGGCACUUCACUCCUCAGAGGCGAGCAAAUCCAACGCGCCUCGGAGCCCCGUGCACUGUGUCACUAGCUGCCCUUUAAGGGUGGAGUGUGAUUCCACAGCAACGUGCAGGAUUUAAAAGAAUUGACAGCUGCUACAACAAAAUAAUGACAGCACAAAAGUAGAACAUUAAAUUGCCGUUGUUCUGUGACACAAAUGAUAAAAUAUUUUAGGGGGUUUUAAACUGCAGUACUUACUUUUCACGCAGAGGUUCCUAAACUUUCGUGCAGCACAGGUUGUUUCUAAACUGGCGGCACGUUGUCUCUCAUCAACGAUCUGCGUUUCCCGUGCCGCCUUCACAAUAAAGGCCACUCCGCGUGCCACCAGUUGAAGCAGCAGUGGUAAAUGUUGGAUUAGCGUGGGCAGUCACUCAAUAGAGAGCAAACAGUUAAAAGUUAAAAAAAUACACAAGAAAUUGCAUCAAAAACGGAAGGUUUUGAACUUUAACUUGACUUUUCCGUCCCCACACGCAAAUAAGCCUUGAUAUGAGAUCAGAUGAGAAAAGUAGACCAUUAAAAAGUGAAGCUAAACAGAAAACUAAAUUAAAAAUACAGACAGACCCAGACUGUGGCACGUUCAAGGUGCAAACUUGCCUAACUGGGCAGUGUCUGGAUCUGGAUUUUAGAAAGAAGAAAAAAAAAAAAAGACAUGAAUCAUUCUUUAACCUUAUCUGGGUCCAGGUCACGUGAAUCCAAUUAUAUCAUCGGUAAUUAUCGUUAUGCUCGGCUGCUACACCCUCGCACAUUCAUGCUUUGGUCGUUAUGAUCGUGAAGCUGGUAUUACAUUGCAUUCAGUGUAUUUCAAAGUCUUAUCUUUAACCUGGUGAGGCCUAUAAGUGUGUUUCCUUAAUCAUGCCAGCUCUGUAUUAAAUGUUCUGUGGCCUGUGGCGCGGGGGUCGGGAACCUCUGUAAUAAUCAAAUAAAACGGUAUUUUUGCAGAUUUCUUUAAAUGCGUUCGACUCGCCGCACUUCCAGUGCAGUUUUACACGACAGGACGCCGAGGACAACAGGUCGACCUGCACUGGGGAGGCGUCAGAUCCUUCGUUUCAGAUUUCAUCACAAAAUCGAGACUCGGCAGAGGAUGACCCCGCUGUCUGAGGUGGACGUUUGAUUGCUGUAUAUUUGUAUAAUUUCCUGACGGGGCGCGUUGAAGGACCCGUGAUGAAGAAGUGCCUCUUUUAAACCCACUGUAAAGCCUCUCGAUCGUCAUUGUUGUCCCCAACUUAUUACUCCACGAUGUCAAGCAGGGAUCCCUUUACUGUAGCGCACUGCUACAGACAGAUCUGUCGUCUUUUUUAAAGGUUGAUUCCACUGUUUUUGUAUUGAAACCACCAGUACCCGACACACGCUGUGUCUGCUCUCCUGUAACGUUGAUUUCCAUGCCAAACGAUUCCCGGUGUUCGGUGUCUUCUGUGUCGCCUGAGCAGGAAGGCCUGAGGGACUGAAGAAAUUCUGGUAACUGUAAUGUGGACGAUUAAAGGAGACUUUGGAAAAA
This is a messenger RNA of Xiphias gladius (swordfish), 4613 nucleotides long. Its product is annotated as major facilitator superfamily domain-containing protein 6-A-like. Lineage: Eukaryota; Metazoa; Chordata; Actinopteri; Istiophoriformes; Xiphiidae. Gene Ontology annotation, cellular component: plasma membrane. The record is from RefSeq and is a predicted model, not a curated record. Gene Ontology annotation, biological process: antigen processing and presentation of exogenous peptide antigen via MHC class I. The coding region runs from base 413 to 2788 and encodes 791 amino acids. The transcript has 8 exons.